AUGCAACCCGAACAGCACGGUCGGGCCAGUCUCCAAGUCGCCCCCCUCGACCUGGUCAGGAAUCCCUCUGCCUCAGCAGUCAAUGGCCCUUACCAGCACGCCAACUCCUCGCAAUCCGCACAAAUGACACCUCCUGUCACUCCCAGUAGCUCCCAAGAGGACUUAUCGCCUGACGCGCCUCCAAUCUUCCACAACUUCCUGCGAGCCUUCUAUCCUUUCCAGCCUAGCCAUGCUGCCACCGAAUCCAGUGUCACUCUACCACUCGAGGAAGGCGACGUUAUCCUCGUUCAUUCUAUUCACACCAAUGGCUGGGCAGAUGGCACCCUAUUGAUCUCAGGCGCGCGUGGUUGGCUUCCCACCAACUACUGCGAAGCCUACGAACCCGACGAUCUGCGCGCCCUGCUCAAGUCUCUUCUCAACUUCUGGGAUCUAUUACGAAGCACCUCGGUAGAUGACAGUGAACUCUUCAGAAAUCAGGAGUUUAUGAAGGGGAUUAUUGCUGGUGUCCGGUUCCUAUUGGAACGCACAAACUGCUUAAAUAGAGAGUCUGUAAUUGUUCAGCGCAACGAUGGUCUGCGAAAAUGCCGGAAAUCGCUCUUGGCUGAACUCUCCUUACUCGUCAAGACGGCCAAGCGCCUUCAGGACUCUCAGCGACAAAUCUCUUACCCAGUCGAGGAUGUUAAUGAUGUGGUUGAUGAGAUGAUCCUCAAAGCCUUCCGCAUUGUCAACAAGGGUGUGCGAUUUCUUGAUGUGCUCGAGGAAGAUCGAAGAGCCCGCGCUCCUGCUUCCGUCACCGUCAUGGCGACAGUUCAGGAGGAGUCAUACGUCCCACCGACACCGCCCGCAGACAGACUCACCUUCGACGAGCAGCGCAUUGAUACAACGUCUGAGGCUGGCUCAAGAGCUUUUACAGAUGACACUAACGCCAGCGUCGCGGCCUCGGAUCUUAGCGAAGCAAUCCACGCCUCGCAAGCUCAUUGGAACAAGCGCCUAUCGUCACUCAACCAAACCUCCACCACUGCCAACCGUAGAGCAUCUCAAGGCAGCAUCUCUCAAAAUCGGUCGUCCGCCACCUUUGCGCACCGUGUAUCCUUGGCAGGGCCAUCGCCUCAUUCCCGCCCUGGCUACUUGAUCUCCGAACGUCUUGGUCGCAAGCACGACAGAUUUCUUUCUCAUCUCGGUUCCUUCAUUGGAAGGUUACACUGGCACUCACCUUCGCGCAUGGAGCUGUCGCGUUCUGUCAGCCAGUCGGCUUGCUCAGCCGGUGAGCUUCUCACAGUCGUCGACGGAGUCAUGGCUCACUGCAAUGUGGCUCCGGUCGCCUUGCAAUCGGCGCGAGCUGCUUUCCUUGAGCGCUCCCAUGGUCUCGUCUUUUCGACGAGAGACAUCCUUGUCCGUGCCGCAACUCAAGACGCCGACGUCAUCACUUCAUACGAUACCUCUAUCCUCCUUGCCUCUGCUACUGACUGUGUCAAGGCUGCUGGAGAAUGUGUAGCCAAGGCGAAGGCCACGAUUGAGCGAAUCGGCGACUUCGAAUAUGAUGUUGAAGGUAGUGCCCUUGAUAUUGAUUUGUCUAUUCUAGACAUUGUCCCUCACGAACGCUCACGAACACCUUCGGCUGCCGAGCCCUGCCCUUCUGAGGCCGUUAGUGCUGCCGAGUCCCUGCAAGCUGCGGAUUCUUACAUACCUGUUCGCCGAGAAUCCCUCAUUCCACUCAACAGCAACACGCACAAUACCUUCACCUCUAAUGCGGCUAGCACCAAAAGUGGCUCACCAACUUCUUCAAGGCCGUCGUCUUCCAAGUCAGCCACUGAAGAUGGUUCUAAUUCAUCAGCGUUUGCUACGCGGCCGAGUCUCCCACCUCUACCGAAAUUGACCACGACCCUGCUGCCUCCAGACGCCAAUAACCACUCGGACAUGUCCGCCCGUGAACUUGACAACCACUCUGCGCGAUUUGAUGCCGUCGCGGCAUCCAGUGCUGGUAGCAGCACAACUUAUUUAAGCAGGGACUCCGAGGCCAGCAUGAUCUCGCAGACGUCAACGAGAGCUACAACGCCAGAGCAGAGCCUAGCCCCUCGACCCAAGCCCUCCAUCUCCGAUAUGAGCUCUGCCAGCAACACAGCCCUAGCGGAUGACGCAGACGAUGUGGAGUCUCGACUUCUCGAAAAGACUUUUGCCCAUGAGUUGAUGUUCAACAAGGAGGGACAGGUCACCGGCGGUUCUCUGCCUGCUCUGGUGGAGCGCCUUACUACACAUGAAUCUACUCCUGACGCAACCUUUGUGUCCACUUUCUUCCUUACUUUCCGUCUCUUCUGCACACCUAUUAAGCUGGCGAAGACUCUGGUUGAUCGUUUCGACUACGUCGCCGAUGCUCCUCACAUGGCCGGGCCUGUGCGUCUGAGAGUAUACAAUGCUUUCAAGGGCUGGCUUGAGUCUCACUGGAGGGACUCAACUGAUCGCGACGCUCUCAAGGUCAUCAUGCCUUUUGCCGAGGGCAAGCUGGCCGCGGUUCUGCCUUCUGCUGGACGACGCCUACUGGAACUGGCCAUGAAGGUCUCCGGACAAGGGUCCCUAGUCCCGCGCUUCGUGUCGUCCAUUGGCAAGACCAACACGGCCAUUGGACAGUACAUUCCUGCCGAAACGCCACUGCCACCGACGGCUGUCUCGAAGCACCAACAGCAUCUGCUCAAUGCUUUCAAGGCCGGAACUGCUGCUCCAACGCUCCUCGACUUCGAGCCCAUUGAACUGGCUCGUCAGAUCACACUGAAGCAAAUGGGCAUCUUCUGCUCCAUCAUGCCUGAAGAGCUACUUGGCUCUCAGUGGAUGAAGAAGGGUGGUGUAGAGGCACCCAACGUCAAGGCUAUGUCUUCGCUUUCGACAGACCUGUCAAACCUGGUUGCUGAUACCAUUCUCGAACAUGUCGAGAUCAAGAAGCGUGCCACCAUCAUCAAACACUGGAUUAAAGUCGCCUACCAGUGCCUGGAGCUACACAACUAUGAUGGUUUGAUGGCUAUUAUCUGCAGCCUCAACAGCAGCACCAUCAACCGCCUACGGAAGACGUGGGAUGCUGUUUCUCCGAAACGCAAGGACUUGCUACGCAGGCUGCAACAGAUCGUCGAACCUUCGCAAAAUAACAAGGUGCUACGCACCAGACUACACGACCACGUACCCCCUUGCCUGCCCUUCCUGGGCAUGUACCUAACCGAUCUCACCUUUGUCGAUAUCGGCAACCCUGCCACCAAGCAGAUGUCGCUUGGUACCGAAGGCGCGGACGACGGAACUGGAGGCCUGACGGUUGUGAACUUUGACAAGCAUACUCGCACGGCUAAGAUCAUUGGCGAGUUGCAACGUUUUCAAAUUCCGUAUCGGUUGACCGAGCUCCCGGACAUGCAAGAUUGGAUCACAUCCGAAAUCAGCCGCGUCCGCCAGAACGACCAGGGCAAUGUCCAGGUCAGUUACUACCGCAAGAGUCUGCUCCUCGAGCCUCGUGAAGUGCGGCGAGACGUGGAACCGCCGACACCCGUCGCAACUACUGGCGCUGUACGAGGCGAUCUUUUCGGCUGGAUGACUCGCGACCGCAAUCAUCACAAUGCCACGCCAGCGCAGGUAUAG
Molecule: messenger RNA, 3612 nt
Organism: Cordyceps fumosorosea ARSEF 2679
Lineage: Eukaryota; Fungi; Ascomycota; Sordariomycetes; Hypocreales; Cordycipitaceae
Product: Ras guanine nucleotide exchange factor
Exons: 2
Coding region: 1-3612 (1203 amino acids)
Biological process (GO): Ras protein signal transduction; positive regulation of GTPase activity
Cellular component (GO): plasma membrane
Molecular function (GO): protein binding; guanyl-nucleotide exchange factor activity
Source: RefSeq, a predicted model, not a curated record